ACUAAGGUAACUUUUACUCUGGAAGGGACGCGUGCUUUAUACUUGAUGGUAAUCUGAUUGUGUUGGUUGCAAUAUUUCAUUGGAGGUCGUUAGGUCGGUAGUUAGCUUCGCAAUUACACUGGCCAUAGAUGAAUGCGGAACAUUGAUUCUUUUUUGCACAAAUUGUACAACUUUUUGGUAUUUUCUUAAAACGAUCAAUCAUGUAUCUAUAUGGAACGACCAAUCAUGUAUCUAUGGUCCCAUCUGGUGCGACACUCUCACCUGCUCAGCGGGGAAGCCAUGUUACACACCACAACAAGCAAAGAAAAUAUCAAAUCAUAGAGGCAUGAAAGGUCAGAGUCGUAACAACUCACAACCACUCCUUUGUCCGUAAGAAUUUAUAAAAACCGCCCAAUCCAAUUAUUUCCUUUACAGAGCGGAAUAACGUGCAUCAUCGGUGUCGCUCUCUCUCUCAUUACACACUCGUACACACACGCACCUAAACCUUAAUUGGGUAUUAGGUCACUUGUCCUGAUCACUCUCUCAUUUGCUGCAUCUUCAAGUAUCAGCAAUGUCCAGCCAACUCCUCUAGUCCUCUCUUGUCGUUGCUAACCACCCCCAACCACACAANAAAAAAAAAAAAAAAAAAAAAAAAAGGGAAAAAAAGAAAAAAAGAAAAAAGAAAAAAGGUCCCGAUCAAGAACUUAAAAUACUACAACCCAUUACCCACUCCCAGAGCUUUCACAGUUCUCACGACCCUUCUCCUCCUCCUCCUCCUCCUCCUCCUCCUCCUCUUCCCCUAUAAUUUGUUGCUAAAGAUGAAUAUCAGAAAAGCACUUCACUUACUAGCCAUGAAGGCCAAGCUACAAAACUCGUUUCGAGCCAGAACAAAACCGAUCCUCCUCGGCUUCUCCCUCCUCAUCAUCCUGCUCCUCCUCGUGUUGAGAUCAAACCUCUCGCCCACGCCGCUAAACCAGCGGGCGGCGACUCAGGCGGCGGCCGGUGCGGCGUCGUCGGCAUCCCCAUGCGCGAAGCUCCCGGCGUCGGUGGCCGACGCGAUCGUGCACUACGCGACGUCGAACGUGACGCCGCAGCAGACGCUGGACGAGAUAUCGGUGACGGCGCGCGUGCUGGCGCGGAAGUCGCCGUGCAACUUCCUGGUGUUCGGCCUCGGCCACGACAGCCCCAUGUGGAGCGCGCUCAACCAGGGCGGCCGCACCGUCUUCCUCGAGGAGGACGCGGCGUGGAUCGCCACGGUGCGGGAGAAGCACCCGGCGCUGGAGACGUACCACGUCGCGUACGACACCCGCGUGAGCGACGCCGAGGGCCUGCUGGAGCUGGGGCAGCGCCCCGAGUGCACGGCGGUGGCAGCGGGAGGCGGCACGGCUUCGACGACGACGACGUGCCGCUUGGCGCUGAAGGAGCUGCCGAGGGUGUUCGACGAGGUGGAGUGGGACGUGAUCAUGGUGGACGCGCCGACGGGGUGGAUACCGGAGGCCCCCGGGAGGAUGGGGGCCAUAUACACCGCCGGUAUGGCCGCGAGGAUGCGGCGCAGCCCCGGGGAGACCGACGUGUUCGUGCACGACGUCGACCGGCCGGUGGAGGAUAAGUUCUCCAGAACCUUCUUGUGCGACGGCUACCUGAAGGAGCAGCAGGGCAGGCUCAGGCACUUCGCCAUCCCCAGCCACUUGAACAACCCGGGAACGCCAUUUUGCCCCUGAGCACGCAGACUAGCUAGAUAUAUUCAUACAUUUUAAUUACUCUUGUUAAUGAUCUGUUUUAUUUUUUAUUUUUUAUUUUUUGUUUUAGCGUAUAAUUAAUUUGUUCUGGAUGCAUGCAUGGGUGAGCUAGAGUUGCUGGCUUCAGGAUAAGGAGAUAGGCAUAUGUACGCGCCUACUGGAUGAGAAUUGGUGAUUCGGAUACUCAAUCUUCUUAGCUUUUAUAUUGGAAUUAUUAUUGGUGCA
Molecule: messenger RNA, 1943 nt
Organism: Ananas comosus (pineapple)
Lineage: Eukaryota; Viridiplantae; Streptophyta; Magnoliopsida; Poales; Bromeliaceae
Product: glucuronoxylan 4-O-methyltransferase 1-like
Exons: 1
Coding region: 798-1700 (300 amino acids)
Biological process (GO): xylan biosynthetic process
Source: RefSeq, a predicted model, not a curated record